Molecule: messenger RNA, 1905 nt
Organism: Ilyonectria robusta
Lineage: Eukaryota; Fungi; Ascomycota; Sordariomycetes; Hypocreales; Nectriaceae
Product: flavin-binding monooxygenase-like family protein
Exons: 1
Coding region: 1-1905 (634 amino acids)
Source: RefSeq, a predicted model, not a curated record
AUGGCCAGCGAGAUUGAGGCCAAAUAUCAAGCCGAACGGGCGAAACGCCUACGCUCUGAGGGCAUGUCCCAGUUCACCGAUCUCUUUUCAAUCGAUAAAUACACCAAAUUCAUCGCGGAUCCAUGGGAGGAAGAGUCAGCUACCCAGUACAAAUCUGCCCCUACCCCCGAGAGGACCGAGGUCUUGAUCAUCGGCGCAGGAUUUGGCGGCUUACUUUACGCGGCCCGCUUGAUAGACUCCGGGUUCGCCCCAGAAGAUAUCCAUUUGGUGGACAAUGCUGGCGGAUUUGGCGGCACAUGGUACUGGAACCGAUAUCCCGGCCUCAUGUGCGAUAUUGAAAGCUACAUCUAUAUGCCACUCCUGGAAGAGAUGGGUUAUAUGCCGACACAAAAGUAUGUCUCUGGGAACGAGCUUCGAGCUUAUUCUAAGCAAGUUGCUGAAAAAUGGAACAUCGCCGAUAAAGCAUCGUUUCAUUGCAAAGUUCAGAAACUUGUUUGGGAUGACAAGAAGAAAGAAUGGAUGGUAAAUAUGACACGGCAAAGGCGCGGGAAAGAUAUUUCUCGCUUCACUAUGCGCGCCCGCUUUGUUAUGAUGGCGGUCGGAAUCAUGGUCAUUCCGCAAAUUGCGAAAAUUAAGGGACUAGAAAAAUUCACCGGGGAAACAUUUCACACGGCUCGCUGGGACUAUAAUUGCACAGGCGGCUCUUCUGCUGAUCCUGCCCUCACGAAGCUGCGAGGCAAGAGAGUUGGUAUUAUUGGCACGGGAGCCACGGCAAUUCAAGUUGUACCAGCUGUCUCUUCUUGGGCCAAGGAGCUAUACGUCUUCCAACGAACGCCAUCGAGCGUUGACGUUCGAGGCAACUGCGACACUGAUAAGGAGUGGUGGGAUCGCGAGAUCCGGGGGAGGAGUGGCUGGCAGCAAGAAAGAAGGGAAAACUUCAAUGCAUUCAUCACCAACUUGGCAAACAAGCCGGAAAGAGAUAUGGUCUCCGAUGGCUGGACAGGCAUGCCGGCUUACAGCGCUUUAGUCGGGACGGAGGACGAGAUUCGGCCCGAGGACAUGGAGAAAUAUGCCCGGUCCCUCCAUACGCUCGACUUGCCACGUCAAGAGAAGAUUCGUGCGAGAGUUGACCAGCUUAUCACCGACAAAGAGACUGCCCAGAAUCUCAAGGCCUGGUACCCAAGCUGGUGCAAGAGGGCCUGCUUUCACGAUGAGUAUCUCCAGGCCUUUAAUAAGGAAAAUGUGACGCUCGUGGACACAAACGGCCGUGGGGUCGAGCUUAUCAAUGAAAGGGGAAUCAUCUUCAACGAUAAAGAGUAUCCCUUGGAUGUCUUGAUUCUUGGUACUGGCUAUCGGAGCCCAUUCCUCUUUAGUCCAGGCGGCCGCGUCGAUAUUGACGUUCGGGGCCGUGGUGACUGCUCGCUGGAUGCAAAGUGGAAAGACAAACUCGCAACUCUACACGGGAUUAUGAGCCACGAUUUCCCCAACCUGUUCUGGCCCGGAUUUUCUCAGGCUUCUGGCUCGCCCAACUUUGUAUACUGUAUUGAUAUGUCAGUAAAGCAUGCAGUCGACAUCCUGGCCGAAGCCAGGAAGAGAGUGAAGCCAGGACCACAGCCUUCCUCAGGUUACAAGUAUAACGUGGUCGUGGAGCCAACUAUUGAAGCCGAGGAGGAGUGGUCCGCCAGGGUAGUCUCCCAGGCUGGCGUUUUUGCGGCCACUGCAGGCUGUACGCCUAGUUAUAUCAACGCGGAGGGAGAGAUGGACCGGUCUGUGCCAGUAGAAGAGCUCAAAAGGCGAGCAAGGGGAGCCAUGUGGGGGAAAGGAAUUUUUGAUUUCGAGAGGGUGAUUACGGAGUGGAAAACAACUGGAGGUUUCCAGGGUGUGGAUUUUAUGGCUGUGGAGUAA